AUGCCUCUUCAACCGCGCAUGGACGACCAUCUCAGCCUCCUGCAAUCACCCCCGCCGAGCGCAACCAAAACCCGGGUCGAUAACCUCGUGAACCACGGAUACACCGAGACAGAGGCCGACGUGAUGACUGUUGUGGCGUGUGACAACAUACUAGAGGAGUCGGCGGCUCUCCCGAGCCACCACUCUCUGGACCGAUAUGAACCGGAUCACGAAUGCUGUGAGAGGAUCGUCAUCAACAUCUCAGGGUUACGCUUCGAGACGCAACUGAAGACUCUCUCCCAGUUUCCAGAGACUUUGCUGGGGGACCCCAAGAAGAGGAUGAGGUACUUUGAUCCUCUCAGGAACGAGUACUUUUUCGAUCGAAACCGACCCAGCUUCGAUGCCAUUCUGUAUUACUACCAGUCUGGUGGGCGCAUCAGAAGACCCGUUAAUGUGCCCAUUGACAUUUUCUCUGAGGAGAUCCGCUUCUACGAGUUGGGUGAGGAGGCAAUGGAGAAAUUCCGGGAGGAUGAGGGCUUCAUAAAGGAGGAGGAGCGGCCGUUGCCAGAGAAUGAAUUUCAAAGACAGGUGUGGCUGCUCUUUGAAUACCCAGAGAGCUCGGGUCCCGCACGGGGCAUAGCGAUAGUGUCUGUCCUGGUCAUUCUCAUCUCCAUUGUCAUCUUCUGCUUAGAGACAUUGCCGGAGUUCAGGGACGAUAACAGGGAUCCGAUAACCAUUGCACCUGUGAUUAAUGGCACACUCUCCUACUUCAUCAGCCCUUUCUCUGACCCGUUCUUUGUUGUGGAGACGUUGUGUAUCAUCUGGUUCUCCUUCGAGCUGCUGGUGCGCUUUUUUGCUUGUCCCAGUAAAGCCACGUUCUCCAAAGACAUUAUGAACAUUAUUGACAUUGUGGCCAUCAUUCCGUAUUUCAUCACUCUGGGCACAGAGCUGGCAGAGAGGCAAGGAAACGGACAGCAGGCCAUGUCAUUAGCUAUUCUGCGCGUAAUCAGGCUUGUUCGGGUUUUUCGCAUCUUCAAACUCUCGCGUCAUUCCAAAGGGCUCCAAAUUUUAGGACAGACUCUGAAGGCUAGUAUGCGUGAGCUGGGCUUGCUUAUCUUCUUCUUGUUCAUCGGUGUCAUCCUCUUCUCAAGUGCUGUCUACUUUGCUGAGGCAGAUGACCCAGAUUCGGGUUUCAGCAGCAUCCCAGACGCAUUCUGGUGGGCUGUUGUCACCAUGACCACUGUUGGAUAUGGGGACAUGCACCCCGUGACAAUCGGAGGGAAGAUUGUGGGUUCUCUUUGCGCCAUCGCUGGUGUGCUGACUAUUGCCCUGCCUGUACCUGUCAUCGUCUCAAAUUUCAACUACUUCUACCACAGAGAGACGGAGGGAGAGGAGCAGGCACAGUACCUGCACGUGGGCAGCUGCCAGCCUCUAGCUGACGCGGAGGAGCUGGAGAAGACAAUCUCUUCUUCCUCGCUUAGCAAGAGCGAGUAUAUGGUGAUAGAGGAGCACGGUAUCAACAGCGCGUUCACGCAGCCGCCCAAUUUCCCCACUACCACGCAAAACAACUCGCAGAAUUGUGUGAAUAUAAACAAAAAGAUUUUCACCGAUGUGUAG
Molecule: messenger RNA, 1596 nt
Organism: Cyclopterus lumpus (lumpfish)
Lineage: Eukaryota; Metazoa; Chordata; Actinopteri; Perciformes; Cyclopteridae
Product: potassium voltage-gated channel subfamily A member 3
Exons: 1
Coding region: 1-1596 (531 amino acids)
Biological process (GO): protein homooligomerization; potassium ion transmembrane transport
Cellular component (GO): membrane; voltage-gated potassium channel complex
Molecular function (GO): protein binding; delayed rectifier potassium channel activity
Source: RefSeq, a predicted model, not a curated record